CUUGCUUUGACCACCCAGCCAUUCGCACCAAGUCGACAGACACCAUGCUCCGUCGACACUUGUUGGCGUCUUCGACGGCUAUUUCCAGUCGGAGCUUUAGUAAAAAGGCAGCGCGAAGAGCCGCCGCCGUCGCUACACCUGCUGCUGCCAAUAGCAGUGAGUUCAAAGUGACUCCGGCAGCAGUCGCGGCGGAAGCCAAGGAAGUGUUCAAGAUGAUGUUUGGGACGUUUACGAUCCUGCUUGGCAGUGGCUUGGGCAUUGGGUACGCUGUCGAGAACUACAAGCGGAUGCAUCCACCGACGCCACCUGGUCAGUUGUUGGAGAUCACGGUGAACGGCCAGCGCUCGGUUGUCCACGCGCAAGUGCGCGGAGGUCGUCAAGGAACAACCUCAAAGGGCACGGUGUUGCUGGACGGAAGUCUGGGCGAAACGUCGUUUGACUGGGACAAAGUCAUUGCAGCUUUGCCAGAAGACACGGCAGUCGUCGCCAUCGACCGCCCUGGUCUGGCUUUCUCGACGCCGAGCCCUUUGCCUCGCACCUCUGAGACGAUAUCCAAGGAGUACCAGCAGGUCUUAAGCCAGCUUAAUGUGACUGGACCGUUGGUGCUGGUGGGUCAUGGCACUGGUGGCUACCAUAUGCGCCAACUCGCCGCAGACUUGGCGCCGACAGGGGGAAACGUGACGGUGGCGGGGCUCGUCUUACUCGAUGCCAUGCAUGAAUCCGUAACCCCAGCCCUGGACCGCAUCUCGCCCCACGUGCACGAAGCGUUGGCAUCACGACGACAAAAUGCGGCGACUUUGUUAAAAAUGUCCCAUGUGGGUGUGGUGCGGCUCGUGCACACGGUGCAAGCCAAGCGCAAUGCCGAGCGAUUUUCUGCGACAUCGUUGCCGUACGUCGACUACUUUACGCCGAGUCCGCCCCAUCGACGAGGCAUUGUGCAUGAAAACGAAGGUGUUGACGUGAUUGAAACCAACUUGACGACAUCUCCGCUGCCCCGGCUCUCGGUGCCCGUGGUCGUGCUCUCGCACGGCAACCACACCAUGUUUAUGUCGAUGAAGAUGGAGCCAGGCAUCACAAACGACGUGGUGGAGCAGAUGGAGACGCAGUGGGCCGCGGGACAAGCCGCCCUCGCCGAGCUCAGUGCUACCUCCGUCCACCGGAUUCUGCGGGACGCCGGCCACGACAUCGCGCACGACAAGCCGGACGUUGUCGCCAAAGCCAUCUUGGCCGUGCUGCAUGAAAGCCGCGGCGAUGCCGACGCGGGCCUCCGAUCGCUGGACGACACUGUAUAGAUAGAUGCAAUAUAUACAGUAUAGUAGCUAGCAUGCACCACACAUUGGAGUGAGAGUAAACCCCAUUCAAAACUCUUGUGUACGAUGUACACCAGUCUAG
Molecule: messenger RNA, 1392 nt
Organism: Aphanomyces astaci
Lineage: Eukaryota; Oomycota; Saprolegniomycetes; Saprolegniales; Verrucalvaceae
Exons: 8
Coding region: 45-1292 (415 amino acids)
Source: RefSeq, a predicted model, not a curated record